Cylicocyclus nassatus is the source of this 483-nucleotide messenger RNA. NCBI's taxonomy places the organism in Eukaryota, Metazoa, Nematoda, Chromadorea, Rhabditida, Strongylidae. The record is from the annotation of a GenBank genome assembly.
AUGAGAAUUUUGCUCGUUGCGUUAAUUCCAUUGGCGGAGACGUUCCUGAAUCCGGAAAACAAUCAGCUAAUCUCCAGAUUUUCGGAGCAAUCUGCUAUCCCCUAUUAUCUCGAGCAUUCUAACGCAGCCUGUACCUGUACCGGACGCUGUGAAACUGGAUGGACCUACUUUAAUGAGACAGAUGCCUGCUAUAAGACUUUUUUCUGGAAGAACUUUGACGAAGCCGAAGGAGUAUGUAGAACUCUAGGUGGACAUCUGACUUCAAUUCAUAGUUUUCUAGAAAAUGAUUUCGUAGCCGAGCUAGCGAAAUCGGGUAAACCAUAUACUAGUUGUUGUUCUGAUACAACUUGGAUAGGUUUAAGACGACCUGAUCCAGUAAAGAGUAACUGGACUUGGACUGACGGCACAGAGGUAGACUUUCUGGCAUGGGCGCCAAAUGAACCGGACAACUGGGGAGGAAUACAACGCUGCGUGCUGGUAUGA